Molecule: messenger RNA, 1813 nt
Organism: Prosopis cineraria
Lineage: Eukaryota; Viridiplantae; Streptophyta; Magnoliopsida; Fabales; Fabaceae
Product: probable WRKY transcription factor 4
Exons: 4
Coding region: 100-1434 (444 amino acids)
Biological process (GO): regulation of DNA-templated transcription
Molecular function (GO): DNA-binding transcription factor activity; sequence-specific DNA binding
Source: RefSeq, a predicted model, not a curated record
CUACCCUGCGUGCGUGGACUUUUCGAGAUCUAGACGAAGGGCAAGUGUUAUUAGUCUUUCUCAUUUUGCUCGGCUUUUGUCUAAUUCUAAUCCAUUCCAAUGGGUGGAAUUGGUGAGCAACCACCACCGUCUUCGUCGGCGCCGGCCAAGAUAGGACCUCCACCUCCACCUCAGCCAAGCACUUCGAUGGACACGCUUUUCAAUGGUGGGUCCUCUGGCGGCUCCGGCUUCGGGUUUAGUCCUGGUCCGAUGACUCUCGUCUCGAAUUUCUUCAACGAGAACGACGACUUCAAGUCCUUCUCGCAGCUUCUCACCGGCGCUAUGCCGUCUCCAUUGUUGACGGAGCAGGAUAGGCCUUCCGUUGAGCAGCCGCCGAUGCUGGCAGUUUCGCCAGGGUUGAGCCCAUCUGGCUUCCUCGAUCCCCCCAGGCUUUUUUCGGCUUCUCAGGUCUCAGGCCAGGGUAUGCAGGUCAACGAAAAUUCAUCUUCUUUUACUUCCAUUGCCAAACGAGUUCAGACGAUGCCACCAAGCGCAUCAUCAAUCGCAGAUUCUGGGACGUCGUCUUUAUCAAUGAAGGAAUGUCCCGACGAUGGAUUCAACUGGCGCAAGUAUGGGCAGAAACAGGUGAAAGGAAGUGAGUUCCCUCGAAGUUAUUACAAGUGCACGCAUCCAAAUUGCCCCGUCAAGAAGAAGGUUGAGAAAUCCAUCGACGAUGACCACGUUGUCGCCAUCAUUUACAAAGGACAACACAAUCAUCAACCUCUUCGGCUCACCAGCAGCAGCAACAAGCACGCAAAAGACACAGCAUUAGCAGCAGCUUCGAAUGUCGAGAGUUUUAACGCGCGAGGAACAACCCGGAGGGAGUCAACAGCGCCCGAACAUGUGGCAGAAGGAUCAAGUGAUGACAGUGAGGAAGCAGCAGGUUAUCGCGAUACUGAUGAAGUGGAGGAGAAAAAUGACGAGCCUGACCCAAAGAGGAGGAGAAAUACAGAAGCAAUGGUGCAUGAGGCAGUGUCUUCGCAUAGGACAGCCAUGGAACCUAGGAUCAUUGUGCAGACAACAAGUGAAGUAGACCUGCUUGACGAUGGGUAUAGAUGGCGAAAAUAUGGCCAAAAAGUUGUCAAAGGCAACCCUUUCCCAAGGAGCUACUACAAGUGCACCACCACAGGUUGCAAUGUUCGGAAACAUGUCGAGAGGGCAUCCUCGGAUCCUAAAGCUGUCAUUACAACAUAUGAAGGAAAACACAACCACAACGUGCCAGCAGCUAAAAGCAACAGCCACACUAUUGCCAACAACCCAGCAUCACAGCUUAGACCCCACAAUACCACAAUACCAGAGAGAAUUAGUUUCAUUAAUGGUGGAGGUAUUGGUGGGGCCAAUCAGCAGCAACAGCCUGUGGCACGUCUUAGGUUGAAGAAUGAACAGAUAACCUAGUUUAGGAUUGCAGACACAGGCUGCAACACCAGGUAUAAUCCGAGGAUAAAACUUAGAUGUUGUUACUAUAACACUUUGUUCUUCUCUUCUGUAAUGCUACAUCAGAUUAUUACUGGUUUUAAAUUAGAUAGUCUUAAAACUGAUAUGGGAAUUUACAAUUCCAUAGUCAUGUGUUCUUUGAUGUUCUGUGCAUCUUCAUUUUCAAUCUAGGGCCAAAGUUUUGAUACAGUGGGGUAUAGCCGUAUAGGGAUCAAAGGGUCUAGAAGUUGUGUACCAGUUGUGCCUUCUGUGUAUUAAAUUUGGUUUUUCAUGGUUUCAUCUUGUAAUUCAUUGCUGAGAAAUUUCUGAAUCAUAUAAAAAUUGGCAUUGUUGACUUUGA